Messenger RNA from Pneumocystis jirovecii RU7, 2556 nucleotides. RefSeq lists its product as uncharacterized. Gene Ontology annotation, cellular component: NatB complex; cytoplasm. Lineage: Eukaryota; Fungi; Ascomycota; Pneumocystomycetes; Pneumocystales; Pneumocystaceae. The transcript has 12 exons. Gene Ontology annotation, molecular function: protein binding; protein-N-terminal amino-acid acetyltransferase activity. Gene Ontology annotation, biological process: N-terminal peptidyl-methionine acetylation. Bases 1 to 2556 code for a protein of 851 amino acids. The record is from RefSeq and is a predicted model, not a curated record.
AUGGAAAAGCAUAUCAGAGUUCAAACAAUUUUCGAUGCUCUAGGCCACAGUUUUCCAAAGAAAGCAUUGCAGCUGUGCAUAAAAGCUAUGAAAAAGUAUCCAGAAUCUCAAAUAUUUCAAGCUUUGAAUGCACUUUCUCUUUUGCGGAUAGGACAGCAGAAAAAGGCGUUAGAAAUGUGUAAAAAUUUGAAGAAAAAUAUACCUACAGAUCAAGAUGUUUUAAGUGUUCUACAAACAGUAUUCAAAGAAUUAAAUAUGUCAAAUGAGAUAAUAGAAAUGUUUGAAAAUGCUUUAAAAAAGAGGCCGAAUGAUGAAGAAUUGGUUAGGAAUUGGUUUUUUUCUAUGGUAAGGAUAAAUAGUAUUAUUGGGCAACAAAAAGCUGCAAUGAGCCUUCAGAAGACUUUUGGUAGAAGAAAAUAUUAUUAUUGGGCUGUUAUGUCGCUUCAGUUGCUUGAAAUGAUAGAUAUGGAUGAAAGUGAAAGACGGCUCUUCCAGACUCUUGCCUAUCGAUUAGCUGUGAAAAUGGUUGAAGAAAAUAAUGAAUUAUAUAGACUAUCAUCUUCAGAAGAGUUACAUUUGUAUAUUAGUGUUUUAUUAUCCUGUGAUAAGGUAGAGGAUGUAAUAAAUGUUCUGGAAAGUGAUUUUGGAAAGCGUUUUAUGGACAUAGAUCUUUUGAGGCUUAAAUUAGAUCUUCUUUUUAAGUUGGAAAAAUGGGCCCUUCUUUUUUCCCAAUGUCGUUAUUAUAUUGAUUGUGGAAAUAAUGAUUCGAAAGUUUUUGAUAUGCAUAUUACAUCUGCGCUAAAUUUGGCUGCAUCUGACGUUUCUUCCAGUAUUGUUUUAGACUUAACAAAUUAUUAUAAAAAAAAAAAGAAAGAGUUUCAAUCUUUACGUAAUUUGUAUUUGGCUUUUUUGAAGUUAUCCUUUAUAAUAUCAGUGGAUAAUAUUAUUGAGGAUAAAUUAUGUUCUUGUAUUCAGUAUUUUGAAACUUUUAGUACAAAAACAUCUUGUUUUGAAGAUUUAAGACCUUUUAUAGAAAAAUUGGAGAGAAAAGAUCAAAUAAUGUUUUUAAUGGAUAUUAAGAAGUUUUUUAAUGAAGUCAGACUAAAAGAGAUUAAGAAAAGAGAAUAUGUGGAAGUUUUGAAGAAUGUUGAAAAGUUUGAAUAUUUUGUUAAUUAUUAUGAAUUAAUAGAUGAAAAGGCAUGGAUUGUGUUUUCAUCACGGUUAAUUCAAGAAUAUAGAGAUUCUUUGUUUUUAGAUGAUGAUUUAAGUUUUACUGACAAUCAGUAUGGUGAUGAUUUUUUGAUAUUGGCCGUACAUGCUCUUUUUAAUAUGUUUUUUAUUACACAUAAGCAGAGUUAUCUUAUAAAAGCAAUUUUGCUUUUAGAGAUUGGACUUGUUUAUAGUAAAUAUAAUUUUCAGUUUAAAUUGUUAUUGAUUCGUUUAUACUCUAUGAUAGGUGCUUUUUCCUUGGCACUUUCUAUUUAUCAAUCUUUGUCAAUUAAACAGAUUCAGUAUGAUACAUUAAGUUAUGUUUUUUUGACAAAAUGUUCAAACUAUUAUCCUUCAAAAUCUCUUCUAAAUGAAUUAAAAAUUACAAAAAGUAUUUAUGUAUCUAAUAUUAGAGAAGUUCCCGAAAUGCUUGUUUUAGCUUAUGAGAAUGGUUCAUACUCAAAUAUUGGUAAUUUUAUUGAAUUUGGGACAAGACUUAAUAAUAGUAUAUGGAGACAUAUAUUAAGAUAUGAGUUGUUGCAUUUAUCAUAUCUAAUAGAUGAUAAAGUUCUCUGCGAAAUUAUAGAAAAUAAUGGUUUUACACAAGAGAAAUAUUAUGACAAUAGAGAUUUUAAUAUAAUGUCUGAUUUUGGUGUUCUUGAAAGUGAAUCUAUACGAGUAAAAAGUAGGAUUACUUCGAUGCCUGAUGAGAAUUGGCUUAAAAUACAGGAUUUUAAAAUAUCAUUUCUUAGUUUAUUAGCAUUUGGUACUUUUGAAGACAUAAAAGUGAAAUUUAAAUCUCAUGAAUCAUUAUUAUCUGGAUUAAAAAAUGAUGUUUUAAGCAAAUUUGAAAUACAAACAAUAUUUCUUCUUGAAAUAUUUUUAUGUUUAUUGAUUGAAGAUAGUGAUCAAAAUACUUACAGUCUUCAAGAAAAUAAAUUGAAAGAAUGGAUCGAAAGAAAUUUUGUUAUUUCUUUUUUAAACGUUGUAGAUUACGAUCAUACUAUAUUAGAACAACUUGUUUUCUUAUUUGAGAGUUGUAAGAAUAUAAUAUUAUUUCAAAAUUUUGUCAAAAGAUGUCUCAAAACUCGAAAAAAGUUGCAUGCUGAAUCUGAGAAACUUAAAGAAAUAGUUAAAAAUUUUUAUAAUGAUAUUGUUUUGUCUGUUUCUUUAUUAAAAGAUAAAAUAUCUAUUAAUGUUACUGAAUUUAUUGACAUGUUUGAGUCGAAUUUUGAAUCAUUUAAGAUAAAUAAACAUUUUGUUUUGACGAAAGUAGAAAAAAUAAAUGAAAGCAGAAGGAAUAGUUUAGAUAGUCUGGAUCAUAUUAUAUGCAAUAUAAAAUUUUAA